CCAUGAUGAUAUUGAAUUAAUUAAUUUACAAUCACGACAAUAAAUACGGUCGAUUUCAAAUAUAAAACAAUAUGAGUGAGAUAUUCGAACUGUUCAAGAAAUGUUUGUAGAAUCAAUUCGCACAACAGAUCACACUCAUGUACACAAUGUUUUUGUGGUUUUAUAAUAAAUGCACUCCAUAAUUAAUUUUCAAUAUUUAUUCAUUGUACAACUUUGGAUAAAUUUUUUUAAAGAUUUAUAUUUCAUUUUAAGACAUUUGUAUGCAUGUUAAUGUAACAGUUUCAACUUGGACUCCGUUUUGUUACAUUUUUUUUUUUCAAAUUCAUGAUUUAGAUUUUUAUUUAUUUAAUUUGAAAUUCAUAUCAUUGUUGAAGAUAACUGAUGAUGCACAACAAUACUCAUACAUGUAAAAUACACUAUAGUCUGUUGAUCACUCGGGCGGAAAACUUAAGAAAUGUUGGGUGACCUAUCAAAUGUUGAUAAAGUGGGGGUACACCCUGUCUUCUAUCGACCUAUCUUAAUCCCCGGCCGUCAAGACCCACUGGGGUAGGACAAAACCCUAAGUAAAAAAGUAAGAUUGGGGAUAUUAACGAGAUUGUUAAGUCACCCAUGACUGAUUUAUUGACAGUUUGAAUCUUAAUAUUUUCAUUUUCAAUCUUAAUAUUUUCAAACAUGGAUACAUCAUGGACUUUACUGGCUUAGAAGUUAGAUUAAAUCUAUUCUCAGUUUAUGAUCACAAAGUCUGACCCGUAGGACAUAAUUCAAUGGAGGUGAACAAUAAGUACAGAAUGGUCACUCAUUCUGUCUGUAUAAACCUUGUUACUGAAAUCAUGAUUGAAUAUUCCACAUUUUCCUUUGCAGUUGAGGUUGAGCACUUUGACGUGACAUCGAAGUGUUGACUUGCUAGUAGCCAGUAUGCCCCCGCCUAAGAAGCCUAAAAGUGGACCCACAUCGAUAGAGCAAUUCAUGUCGACUGACGAGAUCAGAACGCCAAUUGAUGACGAAGAUAUGCGAGAAAGAACUGGCUCUUGUUCUUCCGACGUGUCAGUAAUUUCAGAAAAAAUCGAGGACGACAAGGAAUCGCAUAUGUACCUGGAUGAAAAAAGCCCCUCUGGGUUGAAACUAUUAAGACACCUGAUUACCAAGAAAGUGGAGGAGGAGCAGCGCGUCCCGGGUUCGUGUUCUAGUGGUAGAAGUUCAUGUCAAAGUCUGUCUCCAACCAACGAGUCAGACGACACCUCACGUGAGGACUCCCGCGCGAGUGCAACGGCCAGCCUCACGAUGGAGGAACGCAAGAAGCAUCCUCCCAGCGCCUCCUCGCCGAUUUCUCCCAUGGCAGGAAGCGUGUUGCCUCCCUUCGGGAACAGCGGUAACCCACAAACUGCGGCUACGUCAGUGCGAGGAAGCGAGCGGCUUAUUAACAGUAUGGUGGCUUCUGGUUUAAUGUCUGGUGGUUUUCCGACAAGUCCCACUACGACCACAUACUCCGCUUAUUUCCCCUCGUAUCUCUACGGACAGUCUCUGCAAAGUUCCUACUACCUUAACAAUUACGACUCGGAACCUAGGGACUUGUCUACCGGUAAAAUACAAAAGGAGAAUCAGAGCCGGGAGAGACUGUUUGAUCGUGGUUCCAUAGACUCUCAAGUUCACCGAGAUAUUGAACAACGACUUUCCGCCCAUUUUGGACUCGGGUCGUACGACUCGCUAACCAAUCGUAAAGAUUUAGAUUCACGGAAGAACUUGGUUGGAAUUCUGACGGAGCCAAGGUACAACCAUCUGCGGUUUCCGCUGAGUCCUGUCGACAGAGAGACAGCGUCAUUCCCGUUCUUCGUCAAUGGCUACGAGUCCAGGAGAGAGUCCAUUGAUAAACUGGUUCCCAAGGAGGAGAAUCAUGGUCCCCACCAUUCGCCUGGAAUGAUGCCUCAGGGGAGCUUUCUAUCCAUGCCUUAUAUGAUGCAUAAUCAAGUCCCUUCCUCCACUACCCUGGAGUUCCGGGACCAUGAUGGACGUAUCCUGCCACUAUUAGACCCUUCCCUCUCAUUCGCAGAUGGACGGAAAUUAAAGCAUAGUGCAGUUGCAGGUCAUGGCCCUAACAAGCUUUGUCAGGUGUGCAGUGACAAUGCCUCGGGGUUCCACUAUGGGGUAUGGUCGUGUGAGGGCUGCAAAGCAUUCUUCAAAAGAAGUAUACAAGGGCCUGUGGAUUACGUAUGCCCGGCCACUAAUACAUGCACUAUAGACAAGCACCGGAGGAAAUCCUGUCAGGCAUGCAGAUUACGCAAGUGUUAUGAAGUUGGAAUGAACAAAGGAAGUCAAAGAAAGGAGAGAAAAGGGAGUAUUUCUAUGUCCAAGCCAGCGGCCACCAAACGGAGUCGUGCUGACUCGUCCGACAACACGGUCAAUUCGACCAGCGGUAGCCCCAACCCCGCCAAGUCGGCCAGGAAAUCUCAGACUGUGACCAUUCUUCAGGCGUUAAGCAAAGCCGCUCUACCUGUCCUGGAGAGCCACCAUAACCAUGGUCAGCCUCCAACCAAAGUCCACCUCCUCAAUUCCCUGGUCAAGCUGGCUGAAAGGGAGUUGGUGCACCUCAUCAACUGGGCCAAAAAUGUCCCAGGUUACACGGAUCUGUCACUCAGUGAUCAGGUGCAUCUGAUUGAGUGUUGCUGGAUGGAACUCCUCCUCUUAAAUUGUGCAUUUAGGUCCAUUGAACAUGGGGGCAAAAGUCUGGCCUUUGCCCCAGAUCUUGUUUUAGACAGGUCGUCGUGGAGCACCAUUGAAAUGGGGGAGAUCUUUGAGCAAGUGGCGGCCGUGUCAGAACAAAUGAUGCACAACCAUCUCCACAAAGAUGAAAUGCUUCUGUUACAAGCCAUGGUGCUUGUUAAUGCAGAAGUGCGACGACUAGCCAGCUAUAAUCAGAUCUACAACAUGCAGCAGUCUCUUCUGGACGCCAUUGUGGACACUGCACAAAAAUAUCACCCUGACAACGUGCGGCACAUCCCGUCAGUUCUGUUAUUGCUGACGCAUAUAAGGCAGGCAGGGGAACGAGGAAUUGCGUACUUUCAGAGACUCAAGUCCGAGGGCAUUGUGACUUUUUGUGAUUUACUGAAAGAAAUGUUAGAUGCCCAGGACUUCUUAGAGAAGAAAUCUUCAAAUGAAGGAGAUUAAAAAGGUGUAUGUGUUUUGUCUCAAUCACCGUAGUGAUUCUGUAACUAUAGUGAUAUUUUGACAACUUUGGCAGAUGCAAUUAUAUGUACAUGUAUAUAUAAUUAUAUAUAUAUAUACACAGCAGAGAUGAUGAAUUGGAACUUUAUGCAUUUAUGGUAAGAAUGGCAUAUGUAUAUAUAGAAAUUGAAGGUUAUGUUUACGGAUGUUACAAUUACACUGUGUAUGAGUUGCUUACUGAAUUCCUAUUGUUACCAUGGUUACUUUGUGUCAACAUUUGGCAGGUUUUUUUUCUUUCUCUUGUUACUAUCAAUUAGCUAUUUCUUAUUCUAAGAUACAUAGACUGUGUGUUUUGCCCAGGAUUUUUAUUUUUGAGCAGCUAAAUGUCUGUUAAAAUGAAGAAGCAUAUUUUCAUACUUACAUUGGCUCACGAUCUGUGUUUGAACAUAUAUGUGCUGCUCUUUGAACAAAGUAUUAUGUACAGAUCUAUUGGAAGAUUUUUGUUAAGAAAGACAUAAAUAGUUAAAGAAGGUUUUGUUUGUCAACAUAUCUUCAUCAUCAAACAUCUCAUUUUCAUCAUAAGACAAAACAUCUUACACAGAGGAUGCAUUGUGUGUCAUUGCCCUUUUUUUCAUAAUAAGGAUGGAAAUUCAGCAAGCAAGCGUUUGUGUUACUCAGUUGUCUUUUUUUUUUUGAACAGCUGGAAAUGUGUGUCCAGCUCUAAACAUUUCUGAGAUGUGAACUAUGUUUAUAAAUAGGGAGAACAAAUUGUUAUUUAUAUGUAUACAGUAAUAUGUUUUGUAGCAGCUGAAAGCUGUAAGGGGGAGAAUUUCACCAUAUGUCAAACAGGGGGCGUGUUAGAAAGAUGGCUUAACAAGCACACACACACACACAUACAGCACUUGUAGAUUUUUAUUAUGUAUAGAAAAUGUGGUUCUCUGUAAAGAGUUGUCUUCUCUUGUUAAACUUGAAUGUCACUGCUUUAUGUGUGUAGUAAUUUGACUGUAUAUAAUUCACGGCGCUGUGUUCACAUUGCAUUGUUAGAUGGUGGAUAUGUCGAAUUAAAAAAAUCACCUCAGACAAACGGGGAUUUUCUCUCUCCAGAUUUUGUCAUGAGUGAAAAGUACUUUCUGGUCGAUAAUUGUAGAAUGGUGGAUGUUUAACGUAAGCUUGUCAUAUCACAAUCGAUUUUAAAUUUGAGUUUUAUGAUAUCCACAUUUUAAACAAGUAUAUUGACAGAUUUACUUGAAAACUUCGUAAAACAUUGCAGUAGUUCAUGAUUUUUUUCCCUAUUGUACAUGAAAUUUGAUCAAUAUUUAAUUGGGUCAAAAUUGAUGCAGUUUAUAGUUUUAAUCCAGGUUUCCUGUAUUUUUGCACAUCAUGUGGUUAAACAAUGACUGUUUAGCGAUAUAUUUUACAAGUUGCUUAUUUUACAUGCAUAAUUUUUAUUGUUUUCACGUAUGUAUAUGCUCAGAAAAUAGUGCUUAAGUCAAUUUACAUAUUUUUAUAAAUAAAAAUCAUUUUAUUCCCUUAGAGAAAAGAUUUGAAAAUACUAAAAAAGCAACUUUUUUUGUAGUUUUAACUUCUUAAUGAAAGUAUUGGAAUCAAAUCAUUUUCUUAACUUUUAAAUUAAUUUUAAAAAAAUACAGAUUUUUUUGGAAAAUCCAUAUACAGGGUGCUUAAAACACAUUUUUAGUCAAUAUUUCAAGAGAAAAUAUAGUUCGAUAUUUAGGUUGUGCAAGUAUUAAUUAGGGCUUACCUUAUUAAUGAAUGGGGAUAAAAACAAUAGCGGUGGUUUUGAAAUUGUUGCUCUCUUCGUUUUACAGCUUUAUUGUUUUUACAGAUUUACAAUUAAUGCUUAAACAGAGCCCUCCAAAGGUUUCAUUAUUUUCAAUAUUCAAUUUAUUGACUUGACAAUUAAUUAGUGCUUAAACAGAGCCCUCCAAAGGUUUCAUCAUUUUCAAUAUUCAAUUUAUUGACUUGACAAUUAAUUAGUGCUUAGAUAGAGCCCUCCAAAGGUUUCAUCAUUUUCAAUAUUCAAUUUAUUGACUUGACAAUUAAUUAAUGCUCAAAUAGAGCCCUCCAAAGGUUUCAUUAUUUUCAAUAUUCAAAUUAUUGACUUGACAAUUAAUUAGUGCUUAAAUAGAGACCUCCAAAGUUUCCAUCAUUUUCAAUAUUCAAUUUAUUGACUUCACAAUUGAUUAGUGCUUAAAUAGAUUGCCCUCAAAAGGUUUCAUCGUUUUCAAUAUUCAAUUUAUUGACUGGACUGGGCAUUGGCAUGAUGUCAUCAGUUUCAAUGAUAAAGGUACUGCUUUAGGUGAACUUCCCAUUUCUUGAGCUCUGUUUUUCUAAUGACACCCAAGGUUUACAAACAAUAUAUGAUGACAGUGUUUUCUGUAAAUGGAUCGAUGCAUCCAUAUAAAACAAGUUUAUUGUUAGAUAUUUUUUGUCAGACCUUCGCUAAAAUUUUAUGUUGUGUAGUAAUGCGUGUUCUCAUGGAAAGGCCAGUCAAAUUUAUGAUUAAUUGGUUUAUCAUAUAUAAUGCAUGCAUGACAUACUUAGUCUAUAUUUAGUCAUUGUUUAAAAUUAGUUUUUUUUUUUAACCAAUUACAAGAAGAAAUUGUUAUCUAUUUUGCUUCUUUUUUAAACCCUUUAAUUCUAAUUCUGACAAUAUGGCCCAAACAACACUUCUCUGUCUAUCAUGUGUGCACUUUGUCAAAUUGUCAGGCGUUCUCUUUUUUGUAUAUUUUUAUUCCAUUAAUUAUCACAAGACGUGGCAUGUAUACCCUUCAAUAUAUAACGGUCUUUUUCAGGAACUAAAAUAAUACAUCCUAACUUGAGUUUCAUUACAAGGUGUGGUGUAUUUGUUUAGUUAUGGUAAUUAAGAGUUAUAUAUUGAUCUGUAUGCAAUGGCUUGUGGUUACAUGCAUGUAGAUAGGGCAAAUAGAACUGGGGGCUGUUGAUUGUAUUGGAAAAGUCUGCAUGACGACAUCUCCGGGGAAAUGCAUUAUAAAUGUAGAUCUAAAAGCUUAUUGUCUGUCAUUUUUACUGUGGGUUGAAUUUGGAUUGGUUAAUAUAAAAUCAUGUGAUUAAUGCAUCCUGGCAGUCAUUCCAGAACGAAAGAGAAUUAAUGAAAAUAUUCAAUGUUUUUAUCUUGAUGAAUUCGUAAUUGUUAUUUCUCACAUGGCUUGUCUUUUAACACUUUGAAUUUAAAUCGACAAACAAUGUAGAUUUUCAGAACAGGUAUUGCAUUUCCGUGAUUUGUUGUCAAGAUUACAUUUUUUUAAUCGGAGCACUUCUUGGUGUGUUUUUUUGGUGCAGUUUCCCCCUUUCUCGACAUUGGUGCAGAUUAUUAUAUAUAUAUACCAUGUUGUUGUUACUAAGGUUGUCUGGAACCUUAAUUUGUAUUGUUAUCUAGGUUAAAUGGUGUCGGAAGUGAUGUCAUCAUCACGGAAGUGAUGUCAUCGUCACGUCUGCAACAUCUCAAUUUCAUAUUGUAGUUUAAUAUGUAUUUUAAUAAAAAAAAAUUUAAAUUAA
Ostrea edulis (European flat oyster) is the source of this 6696-nucleotide messenger RNA. RefSeq names its product estrogen receptor beta-like. Bases 916 to 3162 code for a protein of 748 amino acids. The record is from RefSeq and is a predicted model, not a curated record. Gene Ontology annotation, molecular function: nuclear steroid receptor activity; DNA-binding transcription factor activity; steroid binding. Lineage: Eukaryota; Metazoa; Mollusca; Bivalvia; Ostreida; Ostreidae. Gene Ontology annotation, cellular component: nucleus. Gene Ontology annotation, biological process: regulation of DNA-templated transcription. The transcript has 9 exons.